Molecule: messenger RNA, 246 nt
Organism: Puccinia triticina
Lineage: Eukaryota; Fungi; Basidiomycota; Pucciniomycetes; Pucciniales; Pucciniaceae
Exons: 2
Coding region: 1-246 (81 amino acids)
Source: RefSeq, a predicted model, not a curated record
AUGAGUGCCUCGCCGCGCAGCUCAACAACAGCCAUCAACUCGCUCCUGCUCGGCGGAAUUAUCGCACACGCCGCUGCGUUCGCCCUGCUCGGCGGAAUUAUCGCACACGCCGCUGCGUUCGCUCUGCCCGAGUUCGCUCGCAAAGUCAUCGAGGCCGCAAAAGCAAACCUCGACACGCCCGAAAAAUCUGCCUCAGCUCAAUCAUCUGAUCGAUCCCGGCAAAAAAAUCCUGCCCAUUGGUCCUGA